AUGAUAACUACUACUACUUCAACUUCAACCACUACAUUUCAUUCAAUACUCAAAGUACAAUACAUUAGACACUUAAUAUUCAAUCAUGUCAGUGAUAUAUCAAACAAUAAUGAUAACAGUAGUAGUAAACUACAACACCAACACCAAAGAUCACCAUUAAAAGGAAGAGAUAUAAUCAAUUUACCUAGACUUGAAAUGAUAUCAAUCUAUGGAAUGCGUUGGGACUUUAUUAGACAUUAUCUACCUAAAGAUAUUAAAAAAAUAGUAUUUGAAAGAAGAAGAAGAGUAAUUACUCAAUACUGUCAACACCCAAAUGCAACAUUGGAUACACUCUUACAUCUAUUGGAAUGGUCCUAUGAUAUUGAAUUUGAUUGGCAAUACUUGAAUAGUAAAAUAAAUGCACCUGGCGUUAGAAUAAGAAAUCAAGAGAUACUGGAAUACCUAAUCAAACAAUGUAAACCAAAAGAGAAAUACUACUUUUUCAUUGGGGAGAUGAGCAAAGCAUCUAAAGAUGGUGACCUAUCCAUUGUAAAACACCUUCAUUUCAAUCGUACUGAAGGUGCAAUCACUUAUGCUAUGGAUAUGGCUGCUGAAAACGGUCAUUUGAAUGUGUUUAGAUUCCUUGAUCAACACCGUACUGAAGGUCAUUCAAGUGCCAUGGAUUUGGCUGCUUUCAAUGGGCACGUCGAAAUUAUAAAGUAUAUUCAUGAACAUCGUAGUGAAGGUGCAGUUCGUACAAUGGAUUUUGCUGCUCGAUUCGGUCAUUUGAAUGUAGUACAAUUCCUUCACGAUCACCGUACAGAAGGUGCAUCAACCGAUGCUAUGGACAAGGCAUCUCAAAACGGCCACUUUGAAAUUGUAAAGUUCCUUCAUUUCAAUCGUAGUGAAGGUGCAACAAAAGAUGCUAUGGAUUAUGCCUGUGCACGUGGCUACAUUGAUAUCGUACAAUUCCUUCAUGAGCAUCGAAAUGAAGGAUGUACAACCAAAGCCAUGGACAAGGCAUCUCAAAACGGCCACUUUGAAAUUGUAAAGUACCUACAUUUCAACAGAACAGAAGGAGCAACUACAGAUGCUAUGGAUUAUGCCUGUGCUGGUGGAUACAUUGAUAUUGUACAAUUCCUUUAUCAACAUCGCAGUGAAGGCGCAACACCCAACUCCAUAAGUUUGGCAGGUGACUAUAGUCGUUCAACGGGUUGGAAAAACCUUGAAACGUUAAACUAUCUUAUCAAUACUGUCAAUAUACAAUGUCAAUUCCCUUCAACGAUAAGUCUACUAUUGCAUAAUCGUGGUGAUCAAUAUGUUUUUCAAAACUUCCUCUUUCUUUAUAACUUAUUAUCCAACAAUAUUAAUAAUAUUAAUAAUAUUAAUAAUAAUAAUAAUAAUAAUAAUCCAAAUAAUCCAAAUAAUAAUAAUAAUCAUAUUUUGACAUCAGAUAUGAUGGAUACGGCAGCUGAAAACGGUCACAUUGAAAUUGUAAAGUUUCUUCAUGAACAUAGUAGUGAAGGUGCAACUACUUGGGCUAUGGAUACAGCAGCUGGAAACGGAUACAUUGAAAUUGUAAAGUUUCUUCAUGAACAUCGUACUGAAGGAUGCACAAGUGAUGCUAUGGAUAGAGCAGCUAGAAAUGGUCACAUUGAAAUUGUUAAAUUUUUACACUAUAAUAGAAGUGAAGGACAACCUAGAUUCCCAAAUAAUUAUGAAUCUUCCAAAGGAUAUCUAGAAAUGGUAUCUUUUAUGAUCGAUAUUGGCAAAUUAGAAUGUAAUCAAGACAAUCUACGUAGUGCUACAUUUAGAGGAAGCUACGAAAUUGUAAAGUUGAUUCUCGAUCAAUUUGGCGAUCGAAUUGGAAAAGAAUCAAUUAAACAAGUCAUUGACACUUAUAAACCAAUCAGUGAUCAUUUUGAAGUCAUUCAUCUACUAGAAUCUUAUUUAAACCCUCCAUUGACAAAUCGCAGAAAGAAUAAAAAAAAAUAA
This is a messenger RNA of Cavenderia fasciculata, 1974 nucleotides long. RefSeq lists its product as uncharacterized. NCBI's taxonomy places the organism in Eukaryota, Evosea, Eumycetozoa, Acytosteliales, Cavenderiaceae. Gene Ontology annotation, molecular function: protein binding. Bases 1 to 1974 code for a protein of 657 amino acids. The record is from RefSeq and is a predicted model, not a curated record. The transcript has 2 exons.